This is a messenger RNA of Motacilla alba alba, 1302 nucleotides long. Its product is annotated as ovocalyxin-32-like. The record is from RefSeq and is a predicted model, not a curated record. The transcript has 6 exons. Gene Ontology annotation, molecular function: metalloendopeptidase inhibitor activity. The coding region runs from base 64 to 885 and encodes 273 amino acids. Lineage: Eukaryota; Metazoa; Chordata; Aves; Passeriformes; Motacillidae.
GGGCCCCGCUAUUUGUACGGGAGCGGGGCCGAGCCCGCCCCAGUGCCCGCCGCUGCCCGCACCAUGCCGGGGCUCCGCGCCCUGCCGGGGCUCCGCGCCUCGCCGCCCGCCCUGCUGCUGCUCCUGGCUCUCGUCUUUGCCCGGGGCAGCCUCGCCGCGCAGCAGCUGCAGCCCGGCAGCCGCUCGGCCGCGGCGGCGGCGCGGGUGGCCCUGCAGUACCACAACUUCCAGGCGGGAUCCCUCGGCGGGCUCAGGGCGCUCGGGCAGGUCCGCAAGGCUACGCUGAAGAACAUCCCAGAGUCUGGCCACAAGUAUUACCUGCAGUUCAGCACUGAGGACUACAGGACUGGGGAAGAUGCUGGGAACUGCCUGGCUACGGUGCUGUAUCCAAAGAAAAAGUCUCGUCCUGUUGUCAGCAUCAAGUGCUCCCACACCAAAGACCAGAAGGAAAUCCAGGAGGAGGACAACAGCUUUUACCAAAGGAUCAGGCACCAAAGCAAGCCAAUAACUGCAAGCAACAUUCCAGACAGCUAUGGCAACAUUGAGCCCGCCCUGGAGCCAGUGUGGGCCCUGGCUGUGGCUGGCAGCAGCUCCAUCAUGUGGGAAAAGUCCACGGAGACCUUGGGAUACUUCCUGGCCCAAGUGAAGUCCGUGAGGCAGUGGAUCAGGAGAGACGAUUUUGUUGAGUUUGACUACACUGUGCUACUGCACGAAAUGCCAACCCAGGAAAUCAUUUCCUGUCACAUGCGCCUGACGUGGCUCCCGGGGCAGCCCCUGAAAGUGAAGCAUUUCUGCGCUUCCGAGGGCCACGGCGCAGAGCCGGGAUCCGGGGCAGAGUCUGGAUCAGCCGCUGGGCCUUCAGCUGAAAAGGCAGCCAGUUUUUAAGUGAAAUCCUCAGCUCUGUGGAUAAGGAUCCAGUCAGCAGAUCCUUGUGGUGACAGACCUGGAGCUGGGAUCAUCCUUCCAUGCAAGUCAGUGAUCGGGAGUGGUUUCACUGAUUCUUCUGUGCCAAAACGAAUUCCUGUCACUUCUUCAACGGCGACAUUCAAGUUCUGCAGCUCUGCCUGAACCCUCUGCUACUCCGUAUAUACCCAGAUGAACAUACAGCAGUUGAUUUGAUGUCACUAAUUAACUGUUACUUAAGAGUUUGCAAACAAAAUUAAUAUAUUUGGAUAAAAAUCAUGAGCAAAGCGUUAAUCUGUCACUAAGAGAGAUUUGCCUACUAAUUUUUUGUCAUGUCUUGGGCUAGAAUCGUACUGAUUUUUAACUCACAUCUCCAAUAAACCAAAUGCCAUCACUCAG